AUGUCUCUCGAGGGCAUGUCGCCAGCGACGCCCUUUGCGGCGCCGCUUAUGCCAAGGGCCACCUUGUCUCCAGAGACUCUUCGUACUAUCACCAUUCUUGAGAGAGUGAGCUCGGUGCCAUCUCUUCUCGCAUCUAUCUUUGUCAUGGUCACAUUCCUUACUUCUCACGCGUUUAUGCCCGCUGACUCGCUCUGGACGCUGGCCAUGUCUAUUAAUGUUUACCUCACCUUCUACCGCAAUGCGGAUGCUCGCAUAUUGCGUAAGAUGGAGAUCCCUUAUCUUUUGUUCAAUUACGGUGUUCCAUUUGUCCCUGCGUUUACCUACAUCUUUGUGAAAGAUAAGGAGGGUCACCGAGUGUACGGAAAUGCAACUCUAUGGUGCUGGGUGACACCCGAGUGGCAGACUUGGAGAAUUGCCACAUUUUAUGGCCCAGUCUGGCUUGUCAUCCUAUCAACUAUGUUGAUCUACCUACGCGCCGGUCGAACAAUCUACAACAAGAGGAAGCAGCUGCAUAACAUCACCCCCAUAGAAACCGAGAGCGACGCCUACACGACGGCAAAGACGACUGAAGUUUGUGUUACAACCGAAGUUGUUGACCACACCGGAGGUGUGGUAGCGCCAUCUGCCGUCGCCGACCGUCACCGCCGAGGCUCUAGUGUAGCAACAUCGUCUAACCCACAGCAAUCUCAGGGUAUGGCUGCUUACUCUGUAAUGAUUUCGGCCGACAUUGAGAACCAGCCCCACAAUGAAGGCAUGGUUAUUCAGGCUGGCGCAACUACGGCUGUAAAGAAUGGUAUCACCGCGCAACAGCGGAGGAAGAAUCUCGAGGCUCAUAAUGCUGCUUGGUCAUACACCAAGUGUGCCAUUCUCUUCUUUACGGCAAUUCUCAUCACCUGGAUUCCUUCAAGCGCUAAUCGAGCCUACUCGGUCAUCAACGGCGGCCGGUCAAUCCUUGGACUGGAAUAUGCCGCAGCCUUUGUGCUUCCUCUUCAGGGACUGUGGAACUGCAUUAUCUACAUUACUACCUCGAUGACAGGAUGCAAGACGUACUUCCGAGAACUUGGGCUCUUGCCUCCCCAAAGCAAAGGAGAGCAUCGCUCUUCGACCGGAAUUCUCUCGUCGAGAAAACGCGAAACGUUAUGA
Messenger RNA from Parascedosporium putredinis, 1143 nucleotides. The record is from the annotation of a GenBank genome assembly. NCBI's taxonomy places the organism in Eukaryota, Fungi, Ascomycota, Sordariomycetes, Microascales, Microascaceae.